Molecule: messenger RNA, 897 nt
Organism: Oikopleura dioica
Lineage: Eukaryota; Metazoa; Chordata; Appendicularia; Copelata; Oikopleuridae
Source: the annotation of a GenBank genome assembly
AUGGCCAAGAAGCUUAACUUCUUCGAAGAGUUCAUGCUCUCUGGCGUUGCCGCUGGUGUCUCCAAGACCGCCGCCGCCCCCAUCGAGCGAGUCAAGCUCCUCGUCCAGAACCAGGAUGAGAUGAUCAAGCAGGGCGUCCUUGACCGACGAUACACCGGUAUUGUCGACUGCACCCGACGAACCAUGGCUUCUGAAGGUGUCGGAUCCUUCUGGCGAGGAAACCUUGCCAACGUCCUCCGAUACUUCCCCACCCAGGCCCUCAACUUCGCCUUCAAGGGACAGAUCAAGGCUCUCUUCGCCACCUCCAAGGACGCCAGCAACGCCGUCAAGUUCGCCACCAACAUCGCCUCCGGUGGUUUCGCUGGUUCCAUGUCCCUCACCGUCGUCUACUCCCUCGACUACGCCCGAACCCGACUCGCCAACGACGCCAAGGGCAAGGACGGUAAGCGACAGUACAACGGUCUCAUCGAUGUCUACAAGAAGACCAUCGCCUCCGACGGUAUUGCCGGUCUCUACCGAGGUUUCGCCAUCUCCUGCGUCGGUAUCUUCAUCUACCGAGGUCUCUACUUCGGUCUUUACGAUACCAUCAAGCCCAUCUUCCUCGGACCUGAUGCCUCCUUCAUCGUCUCCUUCCUCCUCGGAUGGGCCGUCACCGUCGUCUCUGGCCUCGCCUCCUACCCCAUCGAUACCGUCCGACGUCGAAUGAUGAUGACCUCUGGAACUGGUGUCCACUACAAAUCCUCCCUUGACUGCGGUAUGCAGGUCAUCAAGAACGAAGGCUUCAUGUCCCUCAUGAAGGGUGCUGGCGCUAACAUCCUCCGAGGUAUUGCUGGAGCUGGUGUUCUUUCUGGUUUCGAUGUCGUCAAGAAGGCCUACAUUGACAUGCGAACUUCUUAA